Molecule: messenger RNA, 3429 nt
Organism: Priceomyces carsonii
Lineage: Eukaryota; Fungi; Ascomycota; Pichiomycetes; Serinales; Debaryomycetaceae
Product: autophagy protein
Exons: 1
Coding region: 1-3429 (1142 amino acids)
Biological process (GO): reticulophagy; piecemeal microautophagy of the nucleus; autophagosome assembly
Cellular component (GO): Atg1/ULK1 kinase complex; phagophore assembly site membrane
Molecular function (GO): molecular adaptor activity; protein kinase binding
Source: RefSeq, a predicted model, not a curated record
AUGUCAAACAUAUCAUACCUCAUAGUUUAUAAUUCCCAUAAUGGAAAUUUUAUAAGAAUUCCAAAGCCUAUAAGAUAUCAUAAGCUUUUGCACUUUAAAGAGUAUUUGGCAGAGUCUUUCGGAAUCGACACUAUCGAAUGUAUCUUCUUAUUGACUUCCUUUGGAAUCAAACUAGAUUUCAAUUUGAUAAAUGAACUUAAUGAUGUCUAUUUCUUUGACAAAAGGCUUUUCUCUAAUAAUUUCGAUCGCUCAAUCCUUGAAGGCUACUUGAAAGAUGAAACAGAAGAACAAGAGCCAAGGACAUCAAUGUUAAUAGGAGAUGGCAGAUUGAGCGUAAAGGCAAUGACAAAUAAUCUAAAAAGCAAUAAGGAAUGGGCAAUAUCUCAAUUAAAAAGCUCAGCUACCACUAGUGAAAGGAGGAAAACAAUACUAAAACAGAUUAAUGUGAUAUUUAAAUCCCUUAAUAUCAUAUUUCAAUUUGGCACGAAUUUCAUAAACGAGAUAGAAAAGAGCUAUAAUAAUUACUAUCAGUAUAUCAAUCUAUUAAGCUCAAAAAGCUUACACAAGUCCUGGAUGCAGCAUUUAGAAACAUUGUCAAAAUUUCCUAGCCCGAAUAUUUCAAACACUAGCUUUAGAUUAGUAGACUUUUUGGACGUUCAUCUGUUGCAGGAAUCAGCAAAACUAAUUGAAGAACAUCUCCCUUUCAUUGUGAAACGAUUCAAUGAUAUGGGAUCUACUAUUAAUAUGAUCAAUGGCGAAAAACUUCAAAUUGAUCAACAAAUUAAAUCGUUAAGAGAUCAAUCUAUCAAUGCCUUCAAAAAUGACGAUGACACAAGCCUAAUGGUGGAUAUAGAGAGGGCUUCAGAUAUAAUAGCAGGAGAUAUAGAAAAACUAUUUUUAAAUGCUCCUAUUUCACUUGAUGAAACAUACAGGCAACAUAAAGAUAGGUAUUCGCCUAUAAUUUCUAAAGUUUCUUUAGAUAUAUUUGAGUCUUAUAAGAAGCUGAAACAAUUCAAAUCCAAAACAAUCAGUGGCAGCUUACAGAUAUUUAAUAGUAUAGCAAAAUUACAGAUGCAUAUGGUUGAAAUCAAGUCAGAACUCAAAUCUCUAUCAAGUCCGAAUAUAAAAGACGGAGCUUUUUCUUAUGAAAUGAUCAACCAAAUAAAAAAAUCAGAGGACUAUUUAUCUCUCACAAUAGAUUUACCUUUGUUAUUUGGCUUUUUAUUAAUUGAGAAAAGACGACAAUUUGAAUGGUAUGAUUUUUAUUCUAAAGGAAUUGUCAGUAAUAUUUCUGAACAGUUGACAAUUAUGAUUGAUCAGGAGAGACUUUUUCGAAAGGUGUGGCUAAAAAAGGUUGGCUCUUUUUUAGCGCUUAUUGGUGCAAGAACAACCAGUCCUUCUUUGCCAAGUAUUGAUAUUACUCUAAUCGGAAAUAAAGGUGAUGAUUUAAGUCUUCUAGAGAAUGUACAAGUUGAGAGGGAAGAUAUUACAAGCUAUAUUCAAAUGGUAAGUGAUUCUGAUUGCCCCAGCCCGUUUUCUGAGCUUCUCGACACAAAUUUCAAGGACCUUAUGAAGUCAACAAAUAACAUGAAAAAGAUCACAAAAAUUGUUAGUGCCUUAAGUACAUUCAUGUCAUUUUCAAAUGAUGAUAAACGAAAUCAGAAAGGGGACGAGGAUUUAGACUUAGAAUUAAAUGUGACUAAAGGGCUUCGGUCCAGAAUUAGGAAAUUAGAAAACUUGCUACAUCAACAGCAAUACAAGAACUUGAGCAAGUGGCCCGUCACAAGAAAUAAUUUGUCAAUUUCGGCCCAAAACAAAACAAGCAUGAUGAUAGAACAUCCUUCGAUAGGCGACCCCAAGGUUUUAUUACCAAAGCGGUCGUCUUCUCUAACAGUUAACUCUUCGGGGCAACCAAAAGUUUUAGAUACUGCAAAUAUUGACAAACACAUCGAAAAUAUAAGACUAAAGAAAGAAAAUUCUGAGCUUAAAGUCCAAAAUGAAAAACUACUUGAGGAUAGUAAAUUGAAGGAAGAAUUAAUCGAAAAAUUGCGAAGUGAAAUAACAAGAGCUAAAACUACAAAUGAUUCAGAUCGUGCUCAACUUGAAAAAGAGAUCCUGAAAAGGGAUGAGGAAUUACAAACGGCAAAAUUGGAUAGUAAACUUAAUUUGAAAGAGAUCGAAAACCUUAAUAAGAAGAUGGAGCACAGGACCAUAGAAGUUUCAGAAUUACGCUCAAAGCUUGCAAAAUUUUCAGAUUCGACUUCGUCAUCAGAUAAAGUAUCUGAAUUGAAGGAAGUUAUUGAUUCAUUGAGAAGUGAAUUAGAUGAGGUAAAGAAUAUGAAAAAUGAUCUUUUAUCUAAUUUAUCUUCCAAGGAAAUCGAGGUAAUCAAGGAGCGCAAUAACCUUGAAAAUGAGAUCAAAACAUUACAAUCAAACUUGGAAGAAACAACAGAGAAUUACGAGGCUCUUAUAGAGCUAACUGCAGCAAAACAAAAGCAAACUGAGGCAGUUACAAACGAUUUGAAUAAUACUAUUGUAUCACUUUUCAAAAGUGUCAAGAGACUUAUGGAUGCUAACUUCGAAUUUAUUGUUGAAUUUUGCUUAGUGUUGGAAUCUAUGGGUUUACUCUUGAUAAUGAAAGAUGACGUCCUCAAAAUCACCAGAGUGAAGGGCCUACGCUCGAAGAACGCAAAUAUUGAAGGUGAAGGAUUUGAGCCUAUGAGUAGCAAACCAAACUCAAAAUUUAUUAAUGAGAUAAGUGACAACAUGUCUUGGAGUACUGAGAUGUCAAGCGUCUUUCCCCUUGUGUCAGAAGAUAGCGCUCGAUCUCUUUCUAAUCAAGAAGAGGAUACUAGUAGAUUUAUUGAAGAGUCAAUGAAGCUAAUUUCCAUAUUCAAUAACAACUUUAAACUCGAAGGUUCGCCUUUUGAUAAAUACUUAAGGAUUACUAACUUUAAGGAUAAUGUUCAGAUGCAAGAAGACAGUGAUUAUAGUUCCAAAUUCUUUUUAAAUGCAAUAUCAAAAAGAUUCAAAGAUGUCGAAGGCUAUGCUAAGAGACAAACUAAAGAAAACAAAAUGCGAAUUCAAGAGGUGAACAGGUUAUCUUUGAAGUUGAACUCGAAAAUUUCAAUGAACCAUUUCCAGAAAAACGACCUUGUACUUUUCCUUCCAACCAGAAUUGAUAUGAAUGAUGAUAUUCCUGAAAACCCUCCUUGGGCAGCCUUUAAUAUUGGCGCGCCCCAUUAUUUUUUAAAAGCAGAGAAUCUCGAUGCUUUUAAAGACAAAGACUGGAUGUUAGGACGGGUACGUAAUAUUGAGGAACAACAAGUGACAGACGAUAACGUCAAUGAUGUAAAGCUCAAUCCUUUUAAAUUGAGCACAGGAAUCUCGUGGUAUAUGGUUGAGGCUAAGGAGGAUUUAAUUCCUUGA